CGCAUUUUCGAUGUUCCUGGUGUACCCAUACAUACACACCUUAUUCGCCUCGAAAUUGAUUGUUUUCUAAGCUCUUAUGUGCUUUCCGAAGUUGAACCUGUGACUGAGCCCUGAGCAGGGAUUCGUUGUUUUUGAUUUCCGGCCUGUCGAGUGAUCAAAUGAAGUGAAAUGAGGAGUUUUCUUAGAGCAACAUGGCAGCGGUUGCGUAGUCUGAUGAAGUUUUCUCCUCCUCAUCCUUGCCCGACUCAGAAUCAGACAUCUUUGAGGGACAAAGCAAUAGCAGUAGCCGAGAGAGUCACUUUGACAAAGGAUGAAGAAAGUCCAACCAUCUCAUGCCCUAUAUGUUCAAAAAUAAUCCAAGACCAAGGCAAUUCACAGGAUUUGAAAAUGGCGCUGGCAGUGCACUUGAGUUUAUGGCACCCGGGCGAGGUUAUGCAGCAGUGGGAUACCAUGCAGAAGAAAAACGGAUCAUAUUUCCAUUUUCCUACUAUCAUUAUUGGGGUUGGAGUGGCUGUCGUGUUUGGAGCUCUAGUAAGUAUUUCAGUGCGAAACCAUGCCCAUGCCCAACGGCUACCUCCUGCUUAACCGAGAAAGAAGGUAACCUUAGUAAUUUGUUCCCGUAUGUAUAAAUGGAUGGAUGUCAUUUACUCACUCGCUCCAUUAAUUAUCUUCUAUUACUAAAUCUUCUAUUUGGAUGGUAUGGUA
Andrographis paniculata is the source of this 705-nucleotide messenger RNA. RefSeq lists its product as uncharacterized. The transcript is spliced from 3 exons. The coding region runs from base 169 to 585 and encodes 138 amino acids. Lineage: Eukaryota; Viridiplantae; Streptophyta; Magnoliopsida; Lamiales; Acanthaceae. The record is from RefSeq and is a predicted model, not a curated record.